Homo sapiens (human) is the source of this 10659-nucleotide messenger RNA. It is a transcript of the gene CCDC187, whose product is annotated as coiled-coil domain containing 187. The transcript has 25 exons. Gene Ontology annotation, cellular component: centrosome. The coding region runs from base 265 to 7038 and encodes 2257 amino acids. Gene Ontology annotation, biological process: microtubule anchoring. The record is from RefSeq and is a predicted model, not a curated record. NCBI's taxonomy places the organism in Eukaryota, Metazoa, Chordata, Mammalia, Primates, Hominidae. Gene Ontology annotation, molecular function: microtubule binding.
AUUAGGAAGGCCCCCAGCUGUGGCCAGCCCAGGGCCGGGCUGCCCACCGUGCCAGCCCAGUUUCAAUGACCCACCUGAGGGUUUCCAUCGUGGGCCAGGGGACCGGCGCAGGCGGGCAUCCGGAGCCAGGCAGUGGCCAGCCCAUCCCGGGCAGGGUCAUAGGUGGGGCUGCAGGCCUCGAAGCCGCCAUGUGAAGGCAGCAGCGACCCCAGGCAGGGCGGGCCAGGUUGACCUUGCACCUGCUCUCCCCUCAGCCCCGCGGCCAUGCCGACCCUGGUCGUGGGCACGCCGCCCACCUGCCUGGGGGACACACCUCAGCCCUGCCACAAGAACAGCCAGAGGCAGGGCCCCUUCUCCCAUGGGGCCCCAGGGAGAGCAGCCGACUGGAAGGCUGUUGCCAAGCCCAGGCUCUGCGCACCUGCAGCUGAGGAUGACGUGGCAGCCCUGAGGUGGCCCGGGCCCUCCCAGCAGCCAGACCCACCCUGGGCAGCUCCCCACGUGGUCGGGUCUGACGACCUCAAGGAACCAGGACCCUGGGGGAAGGCGUGCAGCCUGCCCAUGUGGUCCACAGGCCCGGAGGCUAGGGAUGGGGACAGCUCGGUGUCAUCGGGCCGCCUCUCGUGCUCUUCGGGGGGCCACGACGUGUGUGUGUCUUGGAAGGAGAGGCCACCCCAGGUGUUGGGGCCCCAGCAGAGGCCCAGAAAGAGUGACGCGCGGCUGGAGCAGCUGAGAGACAAGAUCCGGGCCCAGGCGUGGCAGCAGGGGAGCUGUGCGUCCCUGGGCACCUCAGCCCCCUCCAGCGCCUCCAGACUCCACAAAGCCUCCACGCUGAUGCUUAGGAGGAAAGGCCAAGAGGCAAAAAAUCCCCCUCCAGCCCCUGAAUGCUCAGGUUUCAGCAUCUUGAGUGCAGCUGAGCGCAGAGUUGAAGCCAAGGCAUCCCACGGCCAGGGGCGCGAGCUCUCCAGGGUCUCCCAGCACCAGGUUCCUGUUCUGAGGGAAAAACCCAAAAGGGUCAAAAGCAGUUCUUGCAAAAGAGAGAAGACCCCCAAGUUGCCCUCCCCUAGAAGAGCGGCCAAAGACAAACACAAAGACGAAGAUUCGGAGCUGGUUGGUGUUUACGCCUGGAGAAAGGGACAAGCUCUGGUGAGGUCGCUGCUUGGGCCCCCUCCCGUCCUCCGCAGGCACCAUAGCAAGGAUCCCUCGAGAGACCCGGCUCUCACCGUGGACUUAGGAGACAGCGAGAAAGUCAUAGCUGCCAAGUGCUCACCGGUUUGUGCCCAGUUGCCCGAUGCCACCUCCGCCUACAGUGACCAGCAGGUGUCUGGGAACACACCCAGCCUGGCUUCCUUCGACCAGCCAGCGACCAUACAGACGGCCAUGGCCAUCCUACAAGACCUGCGCCAGCAAAUCCAGGCUGGGCUGGAGCUGGCCCAGGCCCGCAAGGGAGGGCAAGAGCUCGGGCCAUCAAAGCGGAGGCUGCAGGACGUGGCAGGGAGGGGCUGCUGCAGGGACCCCAAUGCCCAGAGCUCCUUCUCUAAGAGUCCCUGGGCCAUGACAGAGAGGAAGCAUUCCUCUUUAGAGAGGGCUAGGAGUGUCCACACCUGGGAGCCCUGGAGCUCCUCCACUGCACGGGAGUCCUGUCCGCAGAGGGCCUGGGGGGCCCAAGGACAGGACCGCUCCUUCCAGAGGCCGGAGAGUCCCCAUGAGAGGUUGGGCCACUUCUCCCAGAGGCCCUGGAGUGCACUGGCUGGGCAGGCCUGCAGUCCGCAGAGGGCCUGGGGGGCCCAAAGACAGGGCCCCUCCUCCCAGAGGCCUGGGAGCCCCCCUGAAAAGCGGAGCCCCUUCCCCCAGCAGCCCUGGAGUGCUGUAGCCACACAGCCCUGUCCACGGAGGGCCUGGACUGCCUGUGAAACCUGGGAGGACCCUGGCCCCAGACUGCGGAACCCUCUGGAAAGGCCCAGUCCUCCAGCCCAGCGGCCCUGGAGCAGCUCCGGCGUGCAGAGGGCCGGCCCCCAGGGCAAGGGCAGAGGCAUCGGCUCCCCCGUCUCGGCUGCCAAGCAUGCCCUGCCAAGGCCCACCGGGAGCUUCCCUCAGAACCCACUUGGGAAGGAGAAGGACACGCUGCGGCCCUGCCCCAGGUCCCGGGGGCUCCUGGGACCCUCGCACAGCUCUGAGUCCUUGCGGGAGUUCAUGCGCCAGAAGGCGCAGGCCCGGCGGCGGCAGGCCCUGGAGGAGAAGGCCUCGGCCCUGCGCACACGGGAGCUGAGGAGCCGGAGGCUGCAGGAGGUCUACCGGCAGCAGAGGGAGGCCGUCCUCGGCAGGGCGGUCCCCGUGGUCUCCCGGACCACCCCUGGCAUCGUGACCUUUGUCCCCAGUUCUGCACAGUCCGGGGGCCUGGAAGCCUCCGGGAGCCUGGAGUCCCCAGUGCUGGAAUGGAGCAAAGUGACCUCUGGCAUGGUGCUGGGGGGCCAGGAAGCCCCAGGCAGCUUCUGCCUGUGUUUGAACAGAGCCUGGAACCAUGCUGAGACCCUAGAUCCCCCAGGGAUGGGGGGCCCCCAAGAUGGCCGGGAUGCCCCCGUGCUGCUGUCAGCUUCACCCUCUCUGGGAUCCCUGGAGCUCCAGGACCUGACCACCCGCUACCUACCCCGGGGGAUGUGCAUCUACCUGGACCCAAAGGAGGCUGAGCACCUGGGCACUUCCAGCUCCCUGCACCUCCGGCAUAAGCAGGCGCAGCUGCAGGCGCUAGAGACCACAGCCAAAGUCCUCAAGCAGCGGGUCGAUAGCCUCACCGCCAAGCUGCAGGGUGCCGAAGCGCUGGACACCGUCAGGGACCCAGCUGUGGGCCUGCUGCGCUCGUGCCCCCACAGCCUACCUGCCGCCCCCACGCUCGCCACCCCCACGCUUGCCACCCCAGCCUGCCCUGGAGCCUUGGGGCCCAACUGGGGCAGAGGGGCACCUGGGGAGUGGGUGAGCAUGCAGCCCCAGCCCCUUCUGCCCCCGACCUACUUCCUGGACGGCGAGACACUGUCGUGGGGCCCCAGCUGGGAGCAACAGCAGAGUGUGAGCCCGAGGGCCCACUGCGAGAGCAAGCCCCGAGGUUUUCCAGAGGAGGGACACGUGGACGUGAAACCAGACAAAAGGCUGCAGAGAGGCGUGGCCCCCUUCCAGGCCCUCAGCCCCUCUGCGGGGAGCUCAUAUGCGGGCCCAGCCACGCUGCACCCUAUCUGGGGCUCCCUGGGACUGGAGGAGACGCCGUCGGUCGGAGGGGCAGAUUCUGUGGCGCCCUGCACCCCCCGGAGCUGCGGUCAGCAGGAGGACCCAUGUGUGAGAUGCCUUCCCAACACCCAACAGAAGACCUCCAGCUUUCUGGAUUCUCUGAAGCUGGACCAGCAGAAGCAGGCGUUGGCCCUCCUGCGGCAGCGGGCAGAGCUGGAGGCCCGGGAGACACAGCAGACCCUGGAUGGGCUGCUCUUCAGGAGGCGGCUGGAGGUAGCAGCCGCUUGCCACAGGGGGAGCCCCUGUCUCUGCAGGAGGUUGGGUGGGAAGCAGCUGAUGGAGAGACACUCGACCCAGGCCAGGCCAGAGGAGGCGUUGAAGCUGGAGCAGCCUCCGAUGUGCAAGGACCGAGAGCCGACCACAGCCUCUCAGAGCACAGGGAUGGCCACACCCAGGUCACACCCGCCUCUGGACACAGAUGCUGCCACGUCCUCCCAGGGUCCCGAGGACAGGCCAGAGAAUGUGGUGGCCAAGCCAGCCUCUGCAGAGGUGGAGGGCCCUGACGGAGCCCUCUCCCAGCUUCCCCUGGCCAAGUUCUUCCCUCCGGACAACCCCACCCACCAGCUGCAGAUGCUGGAGCGGAGCCUGCGGGAGGAGGAGCUGCGAGCACAGCACCAGGCCGCGCUGCUGCGCCUGCGAGAGAUGGCGCUCCAGGAGAAAACGCUCGCGGAGCUGGCCUGGCUGGAGCAUCGACGAGGGUGCCUGGACAGCAAGAGGGACAGAGCUGUGCUGGCCGCGCUGGUUGAGAAGCAGCAGCAAGCCCUCAGCAGAUUGGAGAAGGAGCAGAGGGAAAUCCAAUACCUGAGACACACGCAGCUGUUCAGGCACCGGGACAGGAAGCUGCUUCUGCAGCAUCAGAGGGACGUCGUCUCCAUGCCGGGGCCUGUGGACAUCCUCCCCAUCCCGGGGCCCACGGACGUCGUCCCAGCGCACGAGCUGCAGGCCCAGGCCAAGCUGCAGCAGGGUUCCAGCCCCAAAGUCAAGGCCGCCUGGGAGGGAGGCUCAGAGACAAGCCAGCAGCCAGAGGCCUCCCUGUGUCCCCUGACCCCAUGCAGGCCCAGCAGCUCCACCAGCCAUCGCCCCCAGAGCAGCCCCGCAAGCUCAAAGGCCACGCGCCCUCCCACUGAGCAGCAGGAUGUGACGCCACCCCAGACAACCUCCGAUGCAGAUGGUCACCAGCAGCCUCCGAGGCCAGCAUGGGGCGAGGACACACACGACCCCCAGGGCCCGCUGGUGGAGAGUGGCAGCCAUGUCAGUCAAGAGCCUGGGGAGCAGCCUCGGGCCCCUCUGCUGGGCCUGCAGCACGUGAGCCCCCCGGACGGACAGCGGCUGGGCCCAGCCUUUCCCGCCGAGGAGGCGGAGGGGCGCCUCCCCACAGCUCAGUGCAGGUCUCGGGAGGUGAAGGAGCCACCCCCAGGAGACCCUCAGACCAAGCCCGGCCCUUCCUUAGCAGGGAAGCCCCGGGCUCCAACAGACAGCCAUGUGGGGAGCUUCAGGGAACGCAGCCGACGCUCCUGCGGCAGAGAAGGUCCUUGUGGCCCACAAGAAGCCAGCCAGGUGGCUGAGGACAGCAUGAGCGAAGAGGGCUUGGAAUCGGGGCUGGAUUUUGCUGAGAGCCCCGUGGAGGAGUCCCAGGAAACCGAGAGCUGGCGAUCGGGGGAGCAGAGGUGUGGGGCUGAGCUCCCUGGAGCAGGGGUGGAGCGUGAGGCACGGAGACGGGUUCAGCCGGUACCCCCUGUCCCCCUGCUGUGGGGACCCUCACUCUCUCCUGGCACACCUGUGCUGCCGGGGCACAGCCCUGCACCCACCCUGAGCCCUCCUGGGUCUGACCCACUUUUGGAAAUAAAAAUGUCACCCAUGAAUCAGCCCAAGGUCAGCAGAGCGGCUUCGAACCCCCUGGGAGUGGCAGCCCCACCCCCCUCUCUGCCACCUGAUCCAGUGGGAUUGAGACUGGAUGCCCCCAAAGACAAGCCCUCGGGGAGCCCUUGCCCUCAGGGUCACUCAGGUGGUGGCAGAGGACUGGCUGGGAUGUUUUUCGAGUGUGAGCUGUGGACUGAGCCUGGUGGGGUCCCUGACAGUGGGCCCUGGGGAAGAGGCCAGGAGGACCAGGAUCCCCACAGGGUUCUCCACGAAUGUGCUUGCAGGACGGAGGCCUGUCAGCAGGAGGUCCCCGGCAUCUCCUCCACCUGGCUGGAGGCUGCCCAGGCCGCUGCCUCCCCAGCAGCUCCUGUGGUCCCUGAGGAGGCGGCGCCCCCAAUCCUGCACCAGGGCAGUCCCCUUCUCCCCACCACCUCCUCCUGCGGUCCAGGCUCUGAGUCUGCUUCUGGAACCUGCUGGGGGCCUUCGGAAGAAGCCACGGUGUCAUCCCACACCUCCCCAGCAGGCUCUGUGAGCAGCCUGUCCUGUCCCUCUCUCUGGGAGUUCCAGAAAGCAGCGGCUACCCUGAUCCAGCUUUCUGGGAGCUCCAGCUCUCUUCCCAGCUUGGAAGCUGAAGACUCCCCAGACGAAGGUUUCAGCUGGCCUGGAGAGCUCUCUGCCCGACACUCCUCGGGGGAAGCUGGCCUGCCUUUGUCCUGGCGGUCAAACCAGGGUGAGCCUCGGCCAGGCAGUGCUCCUGGGGGUGGAGGAUGGGUGACCUGGCAGAGGCCCCAGGGCCGCAGGGCCGGCCCCCUGCGUGGCUCCUCCUUGGACACGGCCAUGGCAGAAGUUUCAGCGCCGGAGCAAAGCCCAAAGGCAGGCUGGCUACUGCCUUUCCCAGACAUCCCCUCUCCAAGGUCAGGGUCAGAGCUGUCAGAGGCCUCCAGCAAAGUUUGGGAGGAGGACUGCGAGGAGGACCUGCCAGAACCCUGUACCGGGGCCAAGCCAGCCUCGGGGAGCUCCCUGCCUGCAGGUGGCUCACUGGGCCUUGGAAGCGGCGUGGAGCCCCAGGUGGCUCCUCCCUCCCCACGGUCCGGGGAGGGGCGGGAAGCUUCUGGGACCAGCGAGAGCCUGAAAGGGGGUGUCAGAAGCGGCAUGGAGCCCCAGGUGGCUCUUCCGUCCCCAUGGCCUGGGGAGGGGCUGGAAGCUUCUGGGACCAGCGAGAGCCUGAUGGGGGUGUCAGACACAGGAGAAGCCCUCCAGGCACCCCCUGAGGCCGCCGGUGUGGUGUUCCCGCUGCAAAUCUCUUCUGCCGGUGACUCGGACUCACUGCUGGUCUUUCCUUCGUGGACCUCUUUGAGUGAAGGGGCAGAUUUCGGCAAAGGAGGAGAGACUUCUGGCUACCAGGAGGGAACCCGGGAUGCUGACCCGAGCCCAUCCACCAAGAGCAAACUCCCGUACCUCAUGCCAGAGCCCGAGACCCCGGUGACCCUGCAGGCUCCUCCUGGGGACCCAGGCAGGCUGGCACCUCCAGUAGCUGAGAGCCGGGCGCCUGGGCCUGGUGGGAAUGGGGCCCCCACUGUCCUGGAGGAAGCCUGUCCCCUACUUGCCGGUGACGUCUUGACUGAGAUCCUGUCUCCCGUGGACGAGUUGCUGUCCUACGGCAGUGCCGACCUCCCGUCCUCCAUCCACAGGGAGGCCCCCCUACCCCCACCUCCUCCCACUCCCCAAGCACAGAGUGAUGGUGAAGACACCAACCCAUGCUCGGAUGCCUUCCCUUCCCCGCCCUCGGGGCCCCUUGAGGAGGACACCGCCAUCACCACCCAGGAUUUGUCCUCCUUGUCUGAGGAGAGUCUGCCGGAGGGACUGUUUCCUGGGCCCCAGGGGUCGGCGGGAACCCAGUAGUUGGGGCUCUGCCCAGGGGUGGCUGGUCCGGGUGGAAGCGUUGACGACCAGUUGGGUAGAUGCAGUUCUGCAGCAGGGGAUGAGGCCGGAGGCAGCCAGUGGCCUGAACCUGUCAGCUGGCCAGGGCACUCGUCGUGUGAGGGGUCAGGCAGUGCCCCUGGAGGGCUCCCAGGGCCAUCAGUGCAGCCCCCAGCUCCAUCCAGAGUGGCCUCUGUGGCCAGGGAAGGUCUGUCAGGGCUGUUGGCAGCUGGUGACGUGGAAGUGAUGAUCGGCGGACUGGGCUCCUGUUUUGGGCACAGGGUUCUGGGCUGAUGUGGCCUUUGAGGAGGUCUUGGGCAGUCGGGGAGAGCCCUGGGAAGGAGCGCAGAGCUCUGGGCAUGCAGAGAGCCGGGGUGGGUAGCGGGGCAGCUCUUAGUGGGUCUGGAUGAGCUCCUGGACACUGCCUCACCUGCGGCAGGGUCCCUGGGCAGCCGAGCCUGCUUGGCCAAGACCCCCACCAGGGGCCAAGACCCCAAAGAAAUGCUGGGUAAGAACAGGAAGGCAGCCACACCCCCACAGGCAGCCACACCUCCAUGUCCCUGGUUGGCAGCCCCGGCAGCCUCUCUCCCAGGCCAAGUGCCCUUGGCCGCCAGUGGAAAGUCUGGGUCCCUUGAGCAUGCUGGUGAGGACGUUGAGGGAGGCCUGAGCUGCCAGGUAGAGGACCCACCCAGGCCCGAGGGCUCACUGGGCAGAAAGCCGCUCCUGGAGACAGACUCAGGCCGCUGUACCCAUCUCCCAGGUGUGGAGAGAGACCAGGCAGUGGACUUGGUCUCCACGUGGCUCACCAGGAGGGUCCUGCGUGACUCCUUAGCAGCUCUCUCCACACAGGCCCCCAGGUGCAGCCCCUAGGGAGUGUUUUCUGGAACUACAGAGGUGCACAGGCGUCCACAAUGUCAUUGUGAGCUGUGUGUGGCAUACACAUGCACACGUGGGAGUAAGAACCUAGAGGCCUGGACUUUCCCAGGGUGGACCGGCCGGGCGGCCGGCUGUGCGGGACAGUCUCCUGGACCUUUCCCCGGUGGACCGGGUGGGCGGCCGGCUGUGCAGGAUGGUCGCCUGGACCUUCCCAGGGUGGACCGGGUGGGCGGCCGGCUGUGCGGGACGGUUGCCUGGACCUUCCCCCGGUGGACAGGGUGGGCGGCCGGCUGUGCGGGACGGUUGCCUGGACCUUCCCCUGGUGGACGGGGUGGGCGGCCGGCUGUGCGGGAUGGUCGCCUGGACCUUCCCAGGGUGGACUGGGUGGGCGGCCGGCUCUUCCCAGGGUGGACCAGGUGGGCGGCCGGCUCCGCAGGACGGUCGCCUGGACCUUCCCGGGGUGGACUGGGUGGGCGGCCGGCUCUUCCCAGGGUGGGCCGGGUGGGCGGCCGGCUCUUCCCGGGGUGGACCGGGUGGGCGGCCGGCUCUUCCCCUGGUGGACAGGGUGGGCGCCGGCUCUGCGGGACGGUCGCCUGGACCUUCCCCUGGUGGACGGGGUGGGCGGCCGGCUGUGCGGGAUGGUUGCCUGGACCUUCCCAGGGUGGACUGGGUGGGCGGCCGGCUCUUCCCAGGGUGGACCAGGUGGGCGGCCGGCUCCGCGGGACGGUCGCCUGGACCUUCCCGGGGUGGACUGGGUGGGCGGCCGGCUCUUCCCAGGGUGGACCAGGUGGGCGGCCGGCUCCGCGGGACGGUCGCCUGGACCUUCCCGGGGUGGACCGGGUGGGUGGCCGGCUCUUCCCCCGGUGGACAGGGUGGGCGCCGGCUCCGCGGGACGGUCACCUGAAGCCAGGCCCGGACUGCACACCUGCUUCUUCGCAUCAAAGCCACGAAGAGGCGUCCAAGAAAAGGCGUUGCAGCCCAGAGGCAAGAACAGUCAGAGUCGCCAAGAGCAGGAACGAGGACGGGGCGGAGCAGCGCCUAUGCCAGGAAGGGGGUCAUGGGGAUCAGCGAAGGCCAAGAGAGGAAGAGAGAACAUCUGGGGAAAAGAAGAGCUGGGGUGGGCCUGACUGGUGCUGACUCACACCCCUGAGCCCUGCUUAGAAGUCAGGGGCAUCUGCCUGCUUUGACUUUGGAGGCUCCUCCCACACCCAAACUGCCGGCACAUGACGUGCAGCUGGGUGGACUGGGCAUGGAUGUCUCACACCUGAGCUGCACAGACCAGAGGAAGCCACGGCUCAAGGGCCCAAGGUCAUUUCUGCGCAGCCCGCACGGCCGGGGGCUUUUCCUCUGGGGAUCAGUGGCCCAAGGUCUCUUCUGGAGCAUGCUCAGGACUUGCUGUGCCUGGAAGGCCAGGGCAGCUGAUUUCUCCUGGUGCCAUGGACUUUUCUUUGCUUCCAGAGGAUUCACUGGGACCCCUGUAAUUUCUCUGGGACCCUUUUGAAUCUGAGGGUCUCUUCUUGAAUGCGGAGUUGAUGAGCAGCGUGUUGGCCUUAGGGACAUCUGUGUCCCAGCACUGAUCCUUCCAGGAUGUGGCUUCUCCUGUCCAGGGCCUCAGGCCUCCUCCACUUCAGAGAGGAGCAUACUCCAGACUUUAUGCAUGCAGUCUGGUGGGAGGCAUCACAAAGCUGGCGUGGCAAAGCCCUAAGAUGCCAGGUCACAGGACACACGGAGCUGCCAAGGCCCUCUACCCCAUAGCUCUGGUGAGAGACCCCAGGCCCCUUAGAACCUCUUUGGGCCCCCUGCCGUGAGGCAAGAGCCCCUCUCCAGACACCCCUCGCCCGGGAGCAGCUGGACCCAGCCUGCCUUCUCCAGCCCCGGGGCGGCUGCUUAGCCCCAGGUGCCGUUAACAAUGGCCGGCCUGUGUCAGGGUCCCCAUUCACCAUGUGCACAGGAAGCCCAGCUCGGGCCAUGCAUCUGAUUUUGCACCAGCUCCUGCCCAGCCCACCUGAGAAUGCAGAUGUUUGGAUCCAGUGGGGAAUGUGUUCCUGCUCCAUGCUCCCAAUUUCAGAACAAACUUUGAGCUGAGCUACAGCUUUCUCAUUGAUCCCCUUCUAGUCUUCUGAACAAAUUAGUCUGUGAUUUUUUAUUUUUUUCCAUUUAUUGCUGACCCUUUUGGAUUUAUGAGGCCGUGUGAGAGGAAUUAUGUAUCUCACACACACGCAUCUGGCAUGACGAUAAAUCUCCACCACUGAAGCCCCGCAGAUUUGCAGCGAAUCUGAUGGCUCCCAGGCUCGCUGCCACGUGGUUGGUGCUGACGUGCGGCGCAAUGCGGUGGCGGCUGCAGUCACAGCUGGAACCAGCGUGACUUUCCCUGGGAGCCCAGCAGGUGCCUCGCGUCGCUGGCAGGUGGUAGGGUGCCCUUGAAGGGGGCUGGUCGUGAGGAACGAAGGAAAACCCGGGCCAGGGCUUCCAAGGACAGCGGCCCUGGAGGGGGCCGGAGCCGUCAGGUUACUCUGAGCACCGGAGAAAAAGCCGCUUCAGCAGAGGUGUAAACGCAUUUAAUCUCCCAACAGGACAUAUACAGAGCGGAGGGCUUUGGCAUUCAGAUAUAUUGACCGGGCAAGAUGGUAAUCCAAGGUUCCUCCCCUUCAAGGUCUCCUGCUGUAUUUGCCUGGGCUCUGAUCUGUCGUCACCGCUUGGGCCAAUAAAUCUUGAUACCAGCCUCCA